CCGAGGUGCAGCAGUCGACCCAUGACGUCCGUGCAACCGAUGACUGCGCUCGUCGCCGACUCUACCCCGUUCACUGCGCGUCGCGCCACAACCAUGACGGUGUACCAGGACACAGGAACCAUCGUGAGCGUCAUCUGGGCCUUGGCCGGCGCCUUGUACCUCGUCGGCACCUCGGUCUUGAGCAUCUACUUCGUGGACCUCUUGGGCCCGAGCAUGACCAACGACCUCUUCUGGGCGGGCUUCAACACAACAGGCACGCAGUCGUUUGUCGCCGACGCCUUCAAUCGGGCGCUCACCUCUGCGACGAACGUCUCGACCGCGCUCGAUUUACGCAGCCCCGGCCUCUUCUUCAACAGCGACUACAGCAGCAGCGUCAACCAGGUCGGCGUCAACCCCUCGUAUAUUCGGAGCGUUCUCGAUACCAUGACGCUGCAUGAAGCUGUCCGUGGGCUCCGCGCCGUCACGAUGGAGUAUGCGCUCUGGCUGCCGACGCAAAACUGCUGGGUCGACAUGGAUCGUCGCUGGGAGCUUGCCCACACGCUGCGGCGCCAAGCCCGGUGUGCUGCGUUGGAUGGCGACAACGCAGCCGUGUACCUCGAGGCGCUGCUUCGUAAUGUCGACGCAGACAACUGGGCGAGCACGGCGGGCUCGGGCUUUCAAACGGCGAUUCUCGACGCAGUAUUACAUGAUGCCGAUGGCCCGGCGUGGGUGGCCGCGACGGCCAGCGCCGCCACAUCGGUCGACGACGAAGUCACGUACUGGGCGACGUAUAAUCUACGCCGGUUUGCACUGCAUUGGCACAACCUCUGGCAAGGCGGUAUCAAGGAGACCGUUGUGAUCGCGAAUGCCCUCGGCAUGGAAGAGAGCAUUAGCGUCAAGAACCUGCCAAUCGCGUCGCGAGAUGGUACGUGGACGAGUCUCAACUGCUACUGGGCGCUCUUCAACGAUAUCUGGGCGGCGGGCUUACUCAACACGUCCCUCGUACGCACCAAUGGCAGUGAAGUGGACUUUGAAAUCGUUGUUGGCGUCGACCCGACCUUGCUGCCUGUACAGCUUUGGCAUGCGCACAUUGGCCCGUUCCUCUCGAUCGACAUGCGUCACGUGCCACUUCCGCCCUCGCUGGCGUCGCUCGCGAUCUUGUUUGACGCAGCGUUCGCACGCGCCAUCGCCAAGAGUCCAGAGCUACUUCACAGCAACCGCACCGUGCUCGCGACGCCGUCGUCGUGGCAACAACCGACGCUGUCGUACUACGGCGGUAACCCUUUCUGCGUCACAGGCGCCAACCAGACGUACGCCCAGCCAACGUUUGGCUUUUACGACAUUUGCGGCGCCCAAGACCAGAUGACUUUGACGUACUCAGCGCACAGCCUAAGCUUUGCGCUGCUGGGUGCGAGUACCAGCGCUAGCAGUAUCCUGCUAUCGCCACAAGAGCUCUGUGACCAUUCACCCGAUUGCGUGGGUGACCUUGUCGCCGCGACCUCGUUCGUCGCGGGCUCCAAGGACUUUGCAGCUCUCACGCCGCUUUCAGCCAUCGCAGCCAAUGUAUUGUCAACCCUUCAAGUCGAGGUCAUGCAGUUUGCGAUGGUCAAUGGCUCGGACCCAAUCUUACUCCAUCAAAUGUUGAUGGAAUGGGGUGUCUUUGGCUGGGUGCACCUCUACGACUGGGCGAUCGGGACGCGGGAAGUGGUCAAGUUCGAAGGUGACGUCGGCUCAAUGACGCUCAUCUCGACAGCAGUACCCCCGAUCGGCUUUGACGCCAUGGCGCUGGAAGUGCCCCGGAGCACGUGCAACUAUCUCUUGUACAUUGCUAUUUACUCGACCGCUGUCCUGGGCUUUGUCGCGGCAUUUGCGCUCCUGCGCUGUUUUUGGAUCGAGUUUCGCAUUGCGGGUCGCAACCUCUUCUUCUUCAACCGCGUCGCCGCCUUUGUCUGGGUCGGCCGCCCCGUCUUUCUCGUGCGAGGUGUCACAGCCAUCAUCCUUCUAAGCACAGCGCCCAUGACGCUAACACCGCGCCACGGCUGGACCGGCCUCGCCUUUGAGACGCGGUCCUUUCUUGAGACGGCGGUUUUGACGGGCGAAGUCGCUUGGCUCUCGUACGUCCUUGUUGACAUUCUCCUCAUUAUCUUCCCCGAGAACGCACCCCAAUACGCACCGUUGAGCGCAGCCUUGGCGUGGGUUGGUAUCCUUCUCUAUUCGAUGUUGAAUCCGGUGUCGCCCACGGCGUCAUUGGAUCGGACCUGCGCGAGCGUCAACUUUGAUUGCCAGCUCAUUUGUGAAAGCGGACGUCUUGAAAUCGGCAGCUGGGUGCGCACGGAGACCCUGGUAGCGAUCACCGUAGGGUGCAUUCUCGUUGCCAUUCCCCUCGUGUAUAUGUGUCGCCGAGUCGCACGCAUUGCGCCGUGGAGUGGUCUUGAACAUGAAGUCAAGCCGACGGUAAUUCCGGCGGCCGGGGAAGCGUUCUUGAACCUCCGCGUGCUCACGCUUGAGAACUCGGUCAAUUGGUGCAUGGACCAUGCCAUGUGCACACUCUGCGGGCUCAUUCCGUUUGAAGUGAACGGCAGCAACUACGUCUUUGACAUCAAGCUCUGGGUCGUCUGGAAGAAGAAACAACAGACGCCCGAGAAACAUGCAACCGAACAUCAAAGAACCGACUCGACGCUGCACAUGCGGUCGCCGUCGCUCUCGAUGCGAGCGCGACCCAUUGCAGCAGCGAUUCUCCUGGCGCCCCUCACCGAAGCGGCUUCCGAGACAAACAGCGUCGUCUUUAUCUCGGUCUCGGGCCAGAACCUCGCCAACGACUUUUUCUGGCCCGGCUUCAACAGCACCGGCAUCGACGCCUUUCUUGGCAAUUGGUUCAACACGCAGCUGUUUUAUGCCACUUUGCCCAUGACGUGGCGCCUCGACGACGUCGGGUUCGCUGAUGCAUUGCUCUACAAUGGCUCGACGACCUUGGUCAUGUCCCAGUCACUGUACAACAACGUCAUCUACAUGGAGACCCUCGCGAAUGACCUCGGUGCUGCGAUCGCCGGUCUCCGGAUGACGCCCCCGAGCACGCUACCGUAUGUGUUUACCUCGUUUUGCUACCUCGACUUUGAGCGGCGCUGGGCCAUGGCCAACUCGGCGACUCGGCAGUCGCGGUGCGCAGCCUACCAUACGAACGGGGCAGUGUACCUUGAGGCGUUUUGCGGCCGGCAUGGCCUGGCGCUCCAGUAGUUGCGAUCCUGGCACGAGUGUUGCGGACGAAGUGCGACUC
Molecule: messenger RNA, 3253 nt
Organism: Saprolegnia diclina VS20
Lineage: Eukaryota; Oomycota; Saprolegniomycetes; Saprolegniales; Saprolegniaceae
Exons: 3
Coding region: 22-3213 (1063 amino acids)
Source: RefSeq, a predicted model, not a curated record